CAGGCUGCUAUAAUUAGCCGCCACUCUCUGGGUGUUCAACCCGCAUAUGUUUUGGUUCGUUUGGCUCUGCUGCAGCUCUCACUUCCGUGUUGUCUGUCUUCGUAAAGCAGGAAGCAGGGCAGAAAUGUGUGGGAGUUAAGCUGCUGCUGUUUACCUACAGGUGAUUUGUGGCUUCCAGAGAGACUGCUUCCGGAUACCAAGUGAAGCGGAGCGGCGGCAGGAGAAGCUACAUGGAGGCUAACUGACGGAGGUCGGCUGGAACGGUCUGCGGUACUUUCGCUCCAGAAUGCCAGCCGGGGUUUGUGGCUGCUGUGGGCCGCUGAGGCCGAGGUACAAGCGAUUGGUGGACAACAUCUUCCCAGAGGAUCCUAAAGAUGGCCUCAGUAAGUCCGACAUGGAGAAGCUGACCUUCUACGCCGUCUCGGCACCGGAGAAACUGGACAGAAUCGGAGCGUACCUAGCCGAGAGGCUGAGCAGAGAUGUGGUGCGACACCGCUACGGGUAUGUUGUGAUAGCCAUGGAGGCCCUGGACCAGCUGCUGAUGGCCUGCCACUCUCAGAGCAUCAAACCCUUUGUGGAGAGUUUCCUGCACAUGGUGGCCAAGCUGCUGGAGUCCAGAGAGCCGGAUCUGCAGGUCCUGGGAACAAACUCGUUCGUGAAGUUUGCCAACAUCGAGGAGGACACCCCUUCCUACCAUCGCCGCUAUGACUUCUUCGUCUCCCAGUUCAGUGCCAUGUGCCACUCCACUCAUGAAGACCCAGAGACCAGAACCAGGAUCCGAGUUGCUGGAAUUAAAGGUCUUCAGGGUGUUGUGAGGAAGACUGUGAACGACGAGCUGCAGGCCAUCAUCUGGGAGCCUCAGCACAUGGACAAACUGAUUCCCUCCAUGCUGUUCAACAUGCAGGACGCCGAAGACCUGGACAGGGUGGGGCAUCCCAGCACCCCAUCGGGGACGGGUCAGGAUGGCGAGGAGAACCCGGCGGUGCUGGCCGAGAACUGUUUCAGGGAGCUGCUGGGCCGAGCAGCUUAUGGCAACAUGAAGAAUGCCGUCCGACCUGUGUUGGUUCACCUGGACCAUCACCACCUGUGGGACCCCAAUGAGUUUGCGGUGUCCUGCUUCAGAAUCAUCAUGUACUCCAUCCAGGCUCAGCACUCGCACCACGUGAUCCAGCAGGUUCUGAACCACCUGGACACGCACAACAAGAGCACACCCCGGGUCAGAGCCGGCAUCGUCCAAGUCCUGCUGGAGACGGUGGCCAUCGCUGCUAAAGGAUCUGUAGGUCCGACGGUGCUGGAGGUCUUUAACACUCUGCUCAAGCACCUGAGGAUGAGCGUGGACUUCGAGCUGGGUGAAAGCUCCAGGAGAAACUCCAGCAGCAGCGCUUCGUCCGUCCGUGGCAGAGAGAGCGAUGAGCGGAUCGUCCAGAACGCCAUCAUCCAGACCAUCGGGUUUUUUGGUGGAAAUCUUCCAGAUUACCAGCGAGCUGAAGUCAUGAUGUUCAUCAUGGGUAAAGUGCCAGUGUAUGGGACCCCCUGCCACACCUUGGACACAGUUAAGAUAGGGCAUCAGGGAACCAAGAGGAUCCAGACGAUGCUGCUCAGCUCCCUCAUCAUGGUAACCUCUGGAUUCAAGUCGAAGUCCAUGUCUGCUGCGUUGCCUCCUCCCUUCCUGGACCCGCUCUUUUCCAUCUCGCUGAUGGAGGACAGCGAGUUGAGGCAGCUGGUCCUCGAGAUCCUCCACAACAUCAUUGAUCGCCAUGACAACCGCGCCAAGCUACGCGGCAUCAGAGUUAUCCCAAAUGUUGCAGCGCUGAAGAUUAAAAGAGAGAAAAUCUCUAAACAAGAUGUUGCAUUCAUGAAAAAGCACGGUCAGCAGCUCUACCGUCACGUCUAUCUGGGCUGCAAAGAGGAAGACAACGUCCACAAAAACUUUGAGCUGCUCUUCACCACCCUGGCCAUUCUGACCAUUGAGCUGGCCAAUGAAGAAGUGGUCAUCGACCUGAUCCGACUCUCCAUCGCUCUGCAGGAGAUGGCUCUAAACAACGAGGAGAACAUGCCGAUGUCUAUCCGCUGCGGCAUCAUGGCGCUUGUGGCAGCGUACCUCAACUUCCUGAGUCAGAUGAUUGCCAACCCACCGUUCUGUCAACACGUCAGUAAGGUAAUUGAGCUGAGAAACAUGGGUGCUCCGCACCUCCUGCCUGAACACAUCUUCAGAGACAAGUGUCCUCUUCCUGAAUCAUUGGACAAGCAUGACAGGCAGCUGUAUUUUCAAACAGCCGACAUGGCAGAGUGUCUGGCAGGGCCAGGAUACAACGUGGAGAGGUUGUCCAUCCCAUAUAUUCCACAGGUCACAGAUGAAGACCAUCUGCAAAGGAGGAGGAGUUUUGAGGACACCAUCUCUCUCCAAGUGGACAUCAUGUCCAACAGCCUCCCAGAUAGGUCGGAGUUGGCUGAGGAGAUCACAUUUGAGACCCUGAAGAAGGCCAUCGAUACGACUGGUUUGGAGGAGCAGGAGAGGGAGAAGAGGCGUCAAGUGAUCGAGAAGUUCCAGAAGGCUCCAUUUGAGGAGAUCGCUGCUCACUGCGAGUCAAAGGCCAACAUGCUCCACGACCGUCUGGCUCAGAUCUUUGAACUAACCAUCCGGCCUCCACCCAGCCCGUCCGGAGUGGUUUCCAUCUCAGCGGGACACACCCAGCAUCCAUCCGUACCCGUCUACGAGAUGAAGUUCCCGGACCUGUGCGUCUACUGAACAAAGACAUCACACGUGCUACAAACUCAAAACGUUGAUGAACAACAAAAAAGGCAACCUCCACACUCUGCUUCUCCUCCAAUCAGCCGGCUCCGAGGUGGCAGGGACACAAUCAGAGACGCAAACAUGCAGCAGACAUGAAAUCAGCUGCAGAUCGGAUCGGCAGACCGGCUGCAUGUUGUCUCUCUGACUCACGUGCCUGAACCCAAACACAGUCACGAACAAAAUCCAGAACAAUGCAAACCGCUUCACGCCUAGUAGAUAAACUCCAGAAAACAUUAUUCUGUUAGAAAAUUAAUACAAACUGCAGCUUCUUCAGACAGCAGUAGAGGGGAUAAUAGAUCAGAGUUUAGUCCUACCUGUAUCACCUGUAUUUACCCGUAAAUGACUGCUGAGUCAGCUAAUUCUCAUACCUGCUCAGUAUAAAAAACAUGAAGAAAAUCACAGUUCAGUUUAGAAGGAUCAUGGUUGGUGAAAGGCAUCACACUUUUACUCCUGAAGCUCUUUGGGGGUUAAAAUUUCUAAAGUUGCAUUUUUCACAUUGAUUCUUGAAUUAACAGGAAAUUUAACUAAAUAUGGAAGCUGUAUAUCUUUUUUCAUGUUUUUGUACAAAUAUUUAGAAAAUUAUCUUUUCAAAGAGACAUCAGGGACAUCAGUUUAUGGUGGUGUAAACAAUGAUAUCUAAAGCAUUUUUCAUUACCACAUUUUACUGCCCCCUGUGUCCAUGGACUGAACUGCAAUUUGAAAAAUAUUUUUAAGCAUGAGCACCACUGGACAAAUAAAGGUAUAAAAUUCACUGAGAUUCGAAUCUUAAGGAUGAAGAUGAAAAAAAGUAACAUCUUUUCAAAUUUUACUUUAGGACCUUUUAGAAGGUCCAAGACAUAAAUGUGACUCCUACAAUUUCAUUUUGCAGAGUUGGAUUUUUGACUAGAAGAUAAUCGGGCAGAGUAAGGUACCAACUAGCUAAAAGCCUCAAAAUAGGGUUUAUUUACUUUUCAAAGUGCAGUUCAUCUCAACAACAGUAGGAGGCAGUAUUUCAGGAUUUUACUGCGUGCCUAGAGCUCAGAAAUGAAAAGAUCCAAGAACCGCCAACACCAAAAGAUCCAGAUCUUUCAGCAACCUUGGCCUAAAAAUCCAAAAUGGCUGCCACAUAUUCACUAAAAGGAUAAAAUGGAAAUAACUUCAGUAAGAAACUGGUUUUAUUUUGCACUUCUGGGUGUAUUUUAUGCCAUUCUGUCCAACAGUGUACAGUAUGUUAGUUUUGCAAAUGUAAAACAUUUAAUCUUGGUAUCGCACUGCUCUCCCACCUAAAUACCAACGUCAUGCAAGUCAGUACAUGAACAAAAGGGGGCAGUAUAUUACAAUUUAAAGAAAAAAACUUGUUUGGCUGACUGCUAAAAUCUAUCCAUGGAUUUACUUGGCAGGAAAUGUUUGAUGUGAAAGGAGCUGUUAUACAACAUGAGACAUUUUGUUUGCCCUCCAUACAGGUUUAGAUUUACUGACCAAACAGCCGUUUGGGACGUUUUAAGAAGGCUGAUCUUCCACCAAAGAGUUUGUUUCCAAUUAACUCUAGUCACGGUUGCACCAGGGUCUGGUGAGCUGGGGUCACUCGUCACUCUGCACUACUUCCUUUAAAUCAAAGGUGCAUUAAUAUCACUGGACCAGCUACCAAACCCAAAGUUGGAGUUAAGUUUGCAGAAGUGGAGCAGUGUUUGUGUUGUGUUCUGGACGGGCUGCAUGAGAGGCUGUGAUCCGUAAAACAGAUGGUUAUCAGCACUCUGAGAUCAGUGUGAGAGGAAAACCUGCUGCUGCCGUUCAGGUCGGUGCUUCCUUUCACCUGGUUCAGACAGGAGUCAACGGUCCGAUAUAUUGAGAGCUGAACCUGGGCUGAAUUGUUCACUGUUGGGUUUGGAUGUUUCUUGGUGGCUUUGUUGCGAGUCAAGCUCAUCCUGCUACCUGAAAAGGUCUUUAAUCACCAGCCUGGGCCUGUUGAAGCUAAACUGUACAUGACAACUAGACUGUGGCGACGCAGUUAUCCUGUAUGCUCAACAUACCAAAAUCAGCAGAACAUCUAUUACGAUAGAGUUUAUAAAGAACCACUGACUGGCAAGUGCAGGCCCACGGGUUGGAAAUAAAUUAUACAAUAAAGAUCAUAGGAGUUGCUUAGCGUGCAAUACCACCUGUGACCACAAAACCCCUUAUUCCACGAAGAAAUGCUAAGUCUGUUACCACGUUUCUAUGUUUAAUUAGACUCGAGAUUAAACGUGCCUAAAGUAUUUCUUCCCAUCCUGUUCAAACAUGGCUUCAAAAACCGCGGCUGGACGCCACGUUUGAGACAGAGACAGUUUACAAAAGUUAGGGUCAAAGUUAGCGAUACUUAAUACAGCCCGCACUUUGCUAGAAAUUACAGGUUAACAUAAUUUUCUCUGACUUUACUGGUUACCUUCUCAGUUCUUGCAUGAAACCUUUUUUUCCUCUUCAGAACUUACAGGGUGCUUUUAAGGAACUUGCUAUUGACGUUCUAGUAGUUUUUUUCCCAAAUGUACAGAUUACUCUCCUAGAGCUUUUCAGGAAUGUGGUUGGGAAUUUAAAAGGGACUUGGCAGCAUUGACAGGGGACAUGUAACCAUGUACUUUCCUGGUAUAAUUGUGUACCAAAAGUAACCUGGAGGUUCUGAGAAGUACCCUGUUUGUACCCUCAAACUUGUGCUAAAGUUUGAAAAAUAUCCCAGAAAGUACUGGAAAGCAGCUUUUGAGUUUAGGGACAGAUUUUUGAAAGUAACCAAAAAUGCACAAGUUACCUGUAAAAUAUAAAUUUUGUACAGGUACAAUAGGUAAACGGUAAAAUCUGGGGAAACUGUAAGAAAGUAACUUGUAGUUUCUGGAAUGUGAGUUAUUCCCACAGUUUGGAUGUGAAAUGGCUCAGAUUGGAGUCGGAAAACCUUCAGAUCAAGGAACAGAUGUUGUAAAUAGAACCUGCACGACCCGAUAGCGUAGUCCGAUGCUGACAAGCGCGUAGAAACACGUAACCUGUUCGUUGCCUCAUAAAAUCAUGAGAUGGUCCAUCAUCUCUUGAAGCUUCCUGUUGAUGCACCAGCUUCUGUACAGAAAUCUGAUCAUGAUCCAAAGUCGCUGCAUUCAGAAUGAAUCAAACUGAGCCGUUUAACCCGUGAAUACUGGCUUUAUUAGAGGUUUUUCCCGACCUUCCCUGCGUUACGUCUCAUCUCGACUCACCAGCGUUGAAUCAGAGCUCGUCUGAACUAACCGCAUGAUUCAUUCAUUCCUCCUUUUGAACACCUGAGGAGGAGCUCUAACUAUAAACAUGCUGUGAAACAAAAUCCAUCUAAACCUGACCUCUCAGGGGCUAGAUGGAUCCGAUCCGAGCAGCCGACGGGAGCCUCGUUCGUUUUAGAUGCUGGAAAACGUGAUGAAUGUGUCAUUAAAGCAGCAGAUCAUAUAUUUUUGUACAUUUUAUGCAUCACAUGGUUCAGUUGUUGCCUGGCAGAGAUUUUAAAAUGCUGAAUCAUCAUUUGUUGUCGUUUACAUCUUUGUUUCGGGUUUGAAUCGGGUCAGUCAGCCGUUAUUCCUGCACGAGAAAUAGUUUUUUGUUUCCAAUUGUAGAAAUUAUUUUAUCUGUUGAAAUGAGUUGUUAUAGAAAUGUAUUUUUUAGAUCUUGGAUGCAAUCUAGAAAUUGAGUAUCUGUUUAUUUUCUUCCCCAAGAUGUCGGCUGUGAUUUAGUCAGAAAUCGACUCAAAGAUCCAAACCUUCUCACCAAAACCAAGAUCAAAGCACCAGCACAGAAAAACUGUUCUGCUUUAACAGUGAUUUAAAAAAUAUACUUGAACUCAAAGUUAAAACCCAAACCAUUAAAGGUUUUUGUUUUCUUGCACAUGAAAGUAUUAGAUGCUGAGAAGAGGUUCUGUGGAGCAGAUUGAUGCAUGAAUCUGAGCUGCGUGAAAGAAAAGGGACCACCUCGCUCAGUCAUUUCAAACCGAGUCGACGGAUGCCAAACGGCUCGUGCACUUUGAUCAUUGUAACGCGGUACUGAAGCACAAAACAGAUGCGUUUGGUACGAAUGGAUGGUUGGAAAUAUUUUUAUUCUAAAUGAUCAGUGGGUCGUAUUAAGAUAAUGAAAAUCUCUAAUUACAUAAUAGAUUAUUUUAGAACGCUGUACACAAGAUGUUUCCUCACCUCCCCGGAUGGGGCCUGUUUAUUUCUCCCACUGCGAUCUGCAACAUGUCGAGAGCAAAACUGUUCACUUGUUCCCCUGUGGUGCAGCAGCUCGUAUUCUUGUGGCAGUGUUAGAGAUAAAUGUCUUGUCUCUGUUUACCAUCACAAAUAUAAAAUGUUCAAACUCAGAUUUGUUCUAAACAGUGAUGAUUUAUGAUCACUAGAUGGCGCCAUGGCUCAGCUCCUUCUGCAGGUUCUGGAAAUGUUUUUGUUCUGGACACGAACCUGAGCCUAAACAAGCAGGUAGCGGCUUCAGGAUUGGCUUUCAUGUUUCCUAUCUCCUCCUUUUGUUAACACUUACUCCAGAAACAACCCCCCACCACCCUCAUCGCACAUAUAAGAUUUCCUGAACCAGAGCUGCAGCAGAGCCUCGGCGCUUUAUAACGUGUCUCAGAAUGUGUUGAAAUUUAAUGUUAGAGAUUCAAAUAAAAUGUUUCUAUUAAAGCAUUUAAAUUGCAA
Messenger RNA from Girardinichthys multiradiatus, 7437 nucleotides. It is a transcript of the gene efr3a, whose product is annotated as EFR3 homolog A (S. cerevisiae). Gene Ontology annotation, biological process: protein localization to plasma membrane. The record is from RefSeq and is a predicted model, not a curated record. The transcript is spliced from 24 exons. Lineage: Eukaryota; Metazoa; Chordata; Actinopteri; Cyprinodontiformes; Goodeidae. Gene Ontology annotation, cellular component: plasma membrane. The coding region runs from base 287 to 2749 and encodes 820 amino acids.